Molecule: messenger RNA, 882 nt
Organism: Ustilago hordei
Lineage: Eukaryota; Fungi; Basidiomycota; Ustilaginomycetes; Ustilaginales; Ustilaginaceae
Exons: 2
Coding region: 1-882 (293 amino acids)
Molecular function (GO): oxidoreductase activity
Source: RefSeq, a predicted model, not a curated record
AUGGCGGGCAAAUUUGCUCCGAAGCGAGGAGAGAAGCUCUCUCUCUCCUCUUGUAUCAAAAUGAUAGACGGCUACACCAUGCCUCGCUUUGGCAUUGGUGCUUGGGACAUGCGAGGCUCUGAAUGCCGCACCGCCCUUCUCAACGCCUUGGGCAAGGCAGGCUAUCGCCACGUUGACACAGCUCGCUAUUACCGCAACGAAGAAGCAUGUGGACAAGCCGUUCGAGAAUGCUCCGUCCCCCGAUCCGAGAUCUUCUACACGACCAAGGUCUAUUUGAACGAGAUGGGCGGUGGCUCUAUCACCCGGAAUGCUGUUGAAGAGAGUCUCUGCAAAUCCGGCUUGGACUACUUGGAUCUCGUUCUACUUCACGCACCUGAAGGUGGGACCAAGUUCCGACUCGAUUCUUGGGCGACACUUACUGAGCUAGUGCAAGAGGGUAAGAUACGAAGUCUUGGAGUCUCUAACUUUGGACCACAGCAUAUCAGGGAGCUCUUGGAUAGCAAGCCAAAGGUGCUACCGGUGGUGAACCAGGUGGAAUUGCACCCCUUCUUUGCUCAAAAGGAGUUGAGGAAGGCUUGUGAAAAGGAGGGGAUCAUUGUUCAGGCUUAUUGCCCCUUGGCGAGGGGCAGGUACUAUGGCAAUGAGACCUUGGUGAAGGUGGCCAAGGAGACAGGCAAGACUGAGGCUCAGGUGAUGCUCAGAUGGCUGGUUCAGAGUGGCAUUGUGGCGCUGCCGAAGAGUGCUAAUCCGCAAAGACAGGUCGAGAAUGCCGAGUGCUUGUCGUUUGAGCUCUCGUCUGAGCAGAUGCAGGAACUCGACGCCCUGGAUCGAGGAGACAAAGGGUGGAUCGAGAUCCAGUCUCAGAGUCAGCACUGCGAUUGA